Molecule: messenger RNA, 2071 nt
Organism: Aethalodelphis obliquidens (Pacific white-sided dolphin)
Lineage: Eukaryota; Metazoa; Chordata; Mammalia; Artiodactyla; Delphinidae
Gene: ATP23
Product: ATP23 metallopeptidase and ATP synthase assembly factor homolog
Exons: 5
Coding region: 1426-1812 (128 amino acids)
Biological process (GO): mitochondrial proton-transporting ATP synthase complex assembly; mitochondrial protein processing
Molecular function (GO): metalloendopeptidase activity
Source: RefSeq, a predicted model, not a curated record
GCUCGAACCCGUGUCCCCUGCAUUGGCAGGUGGAUUCUCAACCACUGCGCCACCAGGGAAGCCCCUUGGUAUAUAUUUUAAUACAUUGUGUUCGAUCAUUUAACUGAAAAGCAUAUUUGAUGUUAUCUAAGAUGUUUGGUACUACCCAUUUUGGUAUUUCUAUCAGUGGUUCAUUUCAUUAAAGACUUGCUUUUAUGUUAAUUUAAGCUUAUCUUUUCAUAUUCAUUUUUUAUCAUUUUUAAGAUGGUAUUACUUUGCUAAGAUUUGUGAGGUUUUGUUUGAUAAUAUCUUACACUGCUAUUUGGAUCAUUUAAUUGGUGCUCUUUUUUUCCAAUUACCAUAUGUAACUGAAUCAAUAUCUUUCUAGAUCCAUAUGUUAAACUGCUGCUUGAUGCCAUGAAGCAUUCGGGCUGGUAAGUGAAUCUUUUUGAAGUGCUGCUCUAUAUUCUGGCUGCUGAAAACAAAAAAUCCCCACCCAAACUGGAAGUACUUGAGAUAUUUCACUUCAGGCCACAAAGCCCUUUCCAUAUGGUAGGUGGUGGUGGUUGGCUGCACUCUCCCCAGGCAGGCCGUGUUCUCUCUGGACCUCUUCAGCCCUAACUCCACAUCUUUGGCUCUGCUGUUCACCUCAGGUAUUUAGUAAAGACGAUACUUAAAAUCUUACUUGUAAGUAACCACCAAACCUGGUUUUUCCACUAUGCCAGUCCCAGCAUUAUCCUUAAUGGAGAAGAAAUCUCAGCUUGUUAUGCAUGUAGAAGCCUUCCAGGUGUUGUUUAACUUUGAGGAGAUCGGAAGAAGUGAUUUCUGAGGUCCACUUCUUAACAUUCUGGCCCAAGGGCAGAAACUCCAGCAUAUUUCCAAUACGGUCUUAAUGAGUUGAUCAAAUUCUUUAUGGAAUCAUAGCAUAGAAUUUGAACUGGGAUAGAUUUUGCAGAGACAGUUUCCUUAUUUACAGAUGAGAGAACUGAGUCCUGAAGGUGUUGAGUUGCUUUCCCAAGGUGUCCUGUGUGAUAGUGAUGGAGAGAUGUGUCAUCUGGGUCUCCUGGCCCAGGGCUGUUUCCCCUGUGCCCCAUGCACACUACUUCUGGAUGUUGUCUUUUUAAAUCCAUUCUUACCUUCCAGCGCUGUUAACAAAGAAAGACACUUUUCUUGUGAAGAUUGUAAUGGAAAUGUCAGUGGAGGUUUUGAUGCUUCAGUGUCUCAGGGUCCUGCUCAGUGUGCUGCUGGCUUUUUGCACUUCUUUCUGAAGCUCUUUCUGAGGACUUUUCCUGGCAAUUCUAGUAGGAUGGGACAGUGUGGUCAUUCAUUGUUGAUUCAUUGCUUAUUGAGAAACUUGAUAAGAAACAUUUUACACAUAUUCUCAUUUAAUUCUCACAAUUCUAAGAGAUUGUUUUGUGCCAGAAUAAUAUCUGUAAUCAGGCGCAUAUGAACAGAGUGGUCACCCAUGAGCUCAUUCACGCAUUCGAUCAUUGUCGAGCUCAUGUCGACUGGUUCACCAACGUCAGGCACUUGGCUUGCUCUGAGGUUCGAGCUGCUAACCUUAGUGGAGACUGCUCACUUUUAAAUGAAAUAUUCAGGUUACAUUUUGGAUUAAAACGACACCAUCAGACUUGUGUGCGAGACAGAGCCAUUCGUUCUAUCCUGGCUGUUAGGAACAUCAGCAAAGAAGUAGCUCAGAAGGCUGUUGAUGAAGUUUUUGAAUCUUGUUUCAAUGACCAUGAACCUUUUGGAAGGAUCCCUCAUAAUAAGACCUAUGCAAGAUAUGCUCAUAGAGACUUUCAAAACCGGGAUCGGUACUACUCAAACAUAUGAAGACGAUGACAUUUUAUAUGGCAGAGCUUCAGUGAUCAUGAAGAAAGUAUGGUUCCCAAGUGGACAAACAUAAAACGUAAAUGAGCAAUUAAAUACAGAGAAGACACAGAAGAUUCUAGCACAGAAGAUUCUAGCAUCAGAAAAAGUAACUGUGGUAAGAAAUGAAACUGCCUUAAACUCCAAGGCAAAAAUUGUAUCUUUGUAGCUAACCAUUUGGUAAAUAAGGCAAAUAAAUAGCAUUUUUAAAUUUUCUACAAUG